Molecule: messenger RNA, 1389 nt
Organism: Talaromyces stipitatus ATCC 10500
Lineage: Eukaryota; Fungi; Ascomycota; Eurotiomycetes; Eurotiales; Trichocomaceae
Exons: 2
Coding region: 1-1389 (462 amino acids)
Source: RefSeq, a predicted model, not a curated record
AUGCCACGCCCACCUGCACGACGAGCUCGUACCGUGCGCCAGGCGCCGGAAAAGGCAGAAGAUGAAUCGCAAGGCGGUAACAUCGCAACUCCUCGACGACCAGGUCAUGAUGAAAACAACAACGAUGCCCACCGCGCUGAUCGACCUGAUCUAACACCUACAAGAGACAGCAACGAGAAUGUUAUCGCUUCUUCACCUGCGGGAAAUACCACCACAGCGAGUAUUCGACCCCCGACCCGAGCUCGAGGUUACUCCUCUACGUUGUCCUUGGUUGGACGAAAGGGGGAUUUCAAUUCACGAAUUGGUAGCACUCCUGGAUUUGAAAGCUCUGUUUUGAGUAAUUUCAAGAAGCGAUCGAGACAGCCAAGUUUGCUCCAGAUGAUGCAGGCGCAUGAUGACGAGAAUUCGUCGGAUUUUGACGAUGAGGAUUUUCUGGGUGGCUUCAGUCCGCAGGAUGAAUCUACACCAUUAAAUAUCGCUAGAGUGUCUAACGCCGCAGAGAGGCAAUUGCCUGCGUCCCCAUCCCCAUCACGUCCACCACAGGUUGUUCCAUCGCCAUCAUCUCGGGAAUCUAGAAAGAGGAAGCGUCAGUCGGAAGCAGUGAACGACAAUCACGCUGAACCAGGCUCCCCUUCGGCAAGAAGUAGUAGUUCAUUGUCAACACUUACACCGACCCCAAAAUCCCCAGUGGCCGGAACGCGCGCGGAAUCUCCUAGUUUCACCAUGGCUACACCUAUGAGUAGCUCCACAGCAAGUCCCUCACGCUUGAUGAUAGUCGGAAAGCAAAUCACUGCAGCGACAGAGAAAACUGCAGCAGCAGAGUCUUUACCAAAGUUGACCACACUCAGCAUACAAACUAGAUUCCUCCCUCAGCGGCGAAUUCGUCGUCACCAGCGAACGGAUGACAAUGAGGACGAAGAUGGCAUUGACUCCGCCAACGAAGAUUCAGAUGAGGAUGAGUUGACUAGGGAAGUCAUGCGCAGACCACAGCGAUCACGAAAGAAGGGAUUGUCAAAUGCGACAUUCGGGAAAACCAAUGCGAAACCGAGCAAACCGAAUCGUGGUGGCAGGAAAAACAAACGCGGCAACACAAAAGCUACUACCAAUGCAGUUGAUCCCCAGGGCAGCAAAUCGCAACGCACAUAUUCUCGCCAGAAGCCUCAAGCUGCAGAUAAAGAGAACGAUCUCUCUGACAACUCUUCUAUCCUCUCAUCACCUCCGCCGUCUGAAGAUCUACGUGAGUCAGAUUCCGAGAUACCAUCACGGGCGUCAAAGAGAGUAACCAGUCGCGAAUUGCAAGAGGCAGCGCGCAAGUUUGCGGAAGUGGAUAAAUGGCAGAUGGACUUUGAAGAUGUUCCUGAUUCCGAGAUUAGCAGUCCUAUGCGAUGA